Salpingoeca rosetta is the source of this 2059-nucleotide messenger RNA. RefSeq lists its product as uncharacterized. NCBI's taxonomy places the organism in Eukaryota, Choanoflagellata, Craspedida, Salpingoecidae. The transcript has 18 exons. Gene Ontology annotation, cellular component: Golgi apparatus. Bases 45 to 1859 code for a protein of 604 amino acids. The record is from RefSeq and is a predicted model, not a curated record.
CCACAACUGCCACCACUGCCAAAGCAAACAAACAACAACAGAGGAUGCGAGUGGUGUCUCGGCUGUGGGCGUUGUGUCGGCGCACGCGCCCCACAGACAUUGUGAUUGGCGUUGCGGUGCUCCUCUUCCUGGCUCACGUGGCGUCCGUGAAGCGAGAACCGGCGACGGAGGCGCCGCCAUGGAAGCCUCCGCCACCGAGAAGGGUGCUGCCGCUGGGCAACGAUCCUCACGAUCAGCAAGUGCAGCAGCAACUGCAGGAGCAGAUGGAGGAGAGUGAACGGUUACUGGAUCAGGCUAGGGAGCACAAAUCUUCCACGGUUGAUAGGGAGCUUUACCUCUCCACUCUGAAGCAAUCCGAGGAGGAAGUCAAGCAGGAGCAAGAUGAAGGGUGGAAGCGCAACAACUUCAACCAAUACAUUAGCGAUCGCAUUUCCUUGCAUCGGCCGAUCAAGGACACGCGUCACGCCAUGUGCAAGGACCGCACAUAUCCACUGGACAAACUGCCCGACACGACGGUGAUCAUUCCGUUCCAUAACGAAGCGCGCACCACACUUCUCCGCACCGUCUGGUCCAUUCUCGACCGCUCCCCGCCAAGCCUCAUCAACGAGAUUCUGCUGAUUGACGACGCGAGUACGAUGGAGCACCUCAAAGCGCCGCUGGACGAGGAGCUGGCGACGAUCCCGAAGACGCGCGUGCUGCGGUUGAGCGAGCGGUCGGGCCUCAUCCGUGCAAAGGUGUUUGGCGCCGAGCAAGCAAAGGGAAAGGUGGUCACCUUUCUCGACAGCCACUGCGAGUGCAAUGUUGGCUGGCUGGAGCCGCUGUUGGAGCGCAUCUACCUCGACCGCACCACCGUUGUCACGCCAGUCAUUGACAACAUCGACAAGAAAACGUUUGCGUACACUGGGAGCCCGACUGUCAUUACUCGCGGCAUCUUCACCUGGUCCCUCACAUUCUCCUGGCUCGACCUGCCGUGGUUUGAGCAGAAGAAGCGCAAGGACCCAAUCGCUCCACUGCCGUCACCAACGAUGGCUGGUGGGCUGUUCUCGAUGGACCGCGAGUACUUCUUUGAGAUUGGAUCCUACGAUAUGGGCAUGGACGUGUGGGGCGGUGAAAACCUCGAAAUCUCCUUCAGGAUCUGGCAGUGCGGCGGGACGCUCGAGUUCAUCCCGUGCUCGCGCGUGGGCCACGUCUAUCGCGAUUUCCACCCGUACAAGUUCCCCUCGGGCGCUGUGCAGACGAUCAACAAGAACCUGAACCGGGUGGCUGAGGUGUGGAUGGACGAGUACAAGGAGCUGUACUACGGCGUGCGCCCCCACCACCGCGCCAUCGGCACAGGCGACAUCUCAGACCGCCUGGAGCUGAGGAAGAAACUCAACUGCAAGCCGUUCAAAUGGUACCUCGACAACGUGUUUCCCGACAUGAUGGUACCGCUGCCCGAGAAUUUGUUGGGCAAAGGCGCCGUCAAGAACGCCGCCACCAACAUGUGUCUUGACUCCCUCUCCUCAAGGGAGGUCGACAUGAAGGCUGGUCUCUAUCCGUGUGCGAAUGGGAAGAGCGAGAAUCAGAUGUUCUACUUCACCACGAAAUACGGGGAAAUCAGGCGUGAGGGAACGUUUGGUGCCAGAUGUCUUGACUUCGCUGGCGGUAAGCCAGGCAGCACGCUCAGCAUGUACGGCUGCCACCUCAUGAAAGGCAACCAGGAGUGGAAGCGAUCUGGGAAGCAGAUUGUGCAUGCUGCAUCAAAGCUUUGUUUGGAGGCCGCUGUUAACGGAAACGACCGGAAGUUAAUUGUGAACACGUGCGACAGCAACAACGCAAACCAGGAAUGGACCUUUACUGAAUACGACCCAGGCGCGUAGCCAGCGCACGCACACCAUACACGAAUAGACUUUGACACAUAGUCACACACGCCCACGCUCGCAUGCACGCAAUGUGCAUGGCUUUGAAGCUGCUGGUGGUUCGUUUACAGUUGAGACUGCACCAUGUCUGCACCCACUUGUUCGAUGAGAUUGAUGUGAAGCGCAAGUCCCCACCCAACGAUUAAAAGGCAAAACGCACA